GUGACUAAAAGACGAUUCCCUUCUCUUCUAGACAGUAGACAGCCCUCUCCUGCUGUCGUUUCAUUUCAUGCUCUCAGUGUAGACUCUCGCCCCUGCCUAUGUCACGCCACCAUUGUUUUCCCAUUCUAAAGCUUCUUCGUAUUCGUAUUCUCACAAAUCCACCGAUGGUUUUCCGCAUUUAAUCCCCGGUUGUGUGGAAACUCGAAACCCCUCACCCAGCACCCAUGUUGUGUUCUAUCUCCACCCAGAAAUCCGGCACUUCUAAAUGGCUCGACCGCCUCCGAUCCUCCAAGGGCUUCCCCGCCGGAGACUACGUCAAUCUCGAACAAUUCUUGCGUCAGAGCAGCAGCUCUACCUCUCCCAAUCCUCCUGCUUCAAUUAACCCCACCAAGUUGGGGCAAACUAACCUCGCUUCAGUAUCCUGCUCGACUCGACCUGGGUCGGAGAAACAACAGGUUCUUGAAACUCCGGUCGAUCCCGCCGGGGGUAAACAACAACUGUUCAACGCGUUUAGCAAUGCCCUCUCUGAGCUGUUUAAUAUGGGGGAAUCGAGUAAUUACCCAGCACAAAAAAAGGGGUCCCGGAAACAAAUUAACCCUAGAUUCUUUUCGUCGGAAUUGAAUAAUGUUUCCGGCUCCAGAGAUGACCGGGGGAAAGACAAGAGCGCGUCUCCGAUGAGCGAUGAUCAAAGUAGAGUGGAAAUGAAGCUACUGGAGCAAAGCGAGGAGGAGGAGAAGAUAGAUGCACAUUUAUUUGGGUUUUCCCGGAGCGAGGUUACUGUGAUAGACACGAGCUGUGCGCCAUGGAAAUGCGAUAAAUUGUUGUUCAGAAAGAAGAAUGUGUGGAAGGUUCGCGACAAGAGAUCUAAGACGACGAUACAUUUGGGGAAGAAGAAGAAGAAGAGGAAAGCCAAUGAUGGCGGCGCCGCCGAGGAUGGGAAUUUCGGUGGAAUUAAGAAACACAAGGUUUCGAAUGGAGAAGAGACUCAAAUUUCAAACAUUAUCCAACAGGGACUUCAACCAGGGAAUAAAUUUGAAGAAGGCUGCAAAAAGACAUUAGAUAGUGUUGGCCAGACUCUUGAAAGGAAGCAUAGAGACUUUGCAUUGAAGAAAGCAAACUCAUCUGUUGUUCUCAUAAAAAACAUUCCGGCAAGUAAGAAGAGUGGAACUGGCAUCCCCAAGACUAACUUGAAGUCAUCUCAUCAUCAUCGACCCCCACCGAAGCUGACUUGAGGAUGUUUUCAAGUGAAACUGCGGGGAGGGAGUUCAAUCUUGCCAACAUCGAAACAUAGCGUAGCUAUGGAGAUGGUGGGGAGUCGGGACUUCACCGGUGGUGGUAGGUCGGAAGCCAAAUUAAAGCGUUUGAGUUAUAAUACUCUGAGAACUAUUUUAAAUUGAUUAAAUCAUUCUUCAUUGACGUCUCAUUCGAUUUUUACCAUCAUCUGUUAUCGUUUCCUGUUCGAAUCGAUCUAUAUUUUGAUUUAGUAUAUCUAUACAGUGCAAAAUGAUCUAGUAUUAUAUAUGGGUAACUGAUAACUUUGGAGAAAA
Messenger RNA from Ipomoea nil (Japanese morning glory), 1547 nucleotides. RefSeq lists its product as uncharacterized. The transcript has 3 exons. The coding region runs from base 225 to 1232 and encodes 335 amino acids. Lineage: Eukaryota; Viridiplantae; Streptophyta; Magnoliopsida; Solanales; Convolvulaceae. The record is from RefSeq and is a predicted model, not a curated record.